AUGCAGAGAAGGUCAUGUUUAUACCAACCUCACAAAUGUGAGGUUCAUGCAUUCGGGGUGCACAUUGACUCUGUGUAUAUUGGUCCAUCAAUGACUAAAGCUGAAAUGAGAAAGCUUUUGGGAAUAGUCAUUUACAUGUCUGUUGUUCACCUGCCUGGCAGGAGAGAUUAUUGGUCUGCUGCUACAAGACAGGAAUUUGUUGCAGAUGCAAUGCCUCUCAACAGAUUUGAAGAAAUUCUGUCACUAUUGCAUGCCACAGAUAAUGCACUGAUAAAGAAAAAAGGUGAACCUGGUUACGAUAGGUUACACAAGGUACGCCCCCUUCUGAAUAACUUGAAUAAAAACUUCGCGAAAUGUGCAGAACCUGAACACAUGUCAGUUGACGAACAUAUUGUUCCAUUCAAAGGUCAUUAUAACUUGAAAGUUUACAUGGAGAAAAAAACAAACAAAUGGGGGUACAAAAUCUGGGGCUCAGCUGGUGCAUCUGGGUAUAUCCAUAAGUUCUAUGUACAGGGCGAUAACCUUGUUGAGGACCUGAAGAAAAGAGGGUUUCAUGUCACAUGCACAGUGCGUCAAAACAGGCGGCGGCAGUGUCCAACCCUUACUAAAAAGUUCGAGAAGAAAGGUAGGGGAUCAUACGACUAUAGGUCGGCUGAAGGGGUCUUGGUUUGUUCUUGGUAUGACAACAAGAUCGUGAAUGUUGCUUCUAACAAGUGCUCUGUCAAACCAACUGCAGAAGUCCGCAGAUAUGAAAAGAAAACGAAGGCCUGUGUGAAUAUCGAGUGCCCUGCCCUCAUCAAAGCAUACAACAAAUGCAUGGGGGGUGUUGACAAGUGCGACAUGAUGCUUUCCUUGUACCCCAUCAAAAUGAAGAGCAGAAAAUGGUACAGGCGCCUGAUUUUUCACAUGAUUGACUUGGCAAUUGCCAAUGCAUGGCAUCUUCAGAAGGCAGUGAAGGGCACCUCAUCCAAGUACUACAAGUUCAAACUUGCCAUUGCUGAAUGCCUAGUCCAAGGUGCAUUAGAGCCACACCCUAUGCAGAGAGAUGAAAUGCCAAAUCUUCCACGAGAUGUUCCAAGUGCAAAGCAUGUUCCAAACCAUGUUCGUUUCGAUGGCAUCAACCACUUGCCCAAACAAAUGGCAAAGGUUCCAAAGAAUUGCAAGUUCCCAAACUGCCAGCGCCGCACACGGUUUUUCUGUAUGAAAUGCAAAGUUUACCUUUGCAUUGACGGUAAAAGUGACUGCUUCUACAACUAUCAUCUGACUGAUUAG
Messenger RNA from Penaeus indicus, 1272 nucleotides. RefSeq names its product piggyBac transposable element-derived protein 3-like. The record is from RefSeq and is a predicted model, not a curated record. Lineage: Eukaryota; Metazoa; Arthropoda; Malacostraca; Decapoda; Penaeidae. The coding region runs from base 1 to 1272 and encodes 423 amino acids. The transcript is spliced from 3 exons.